GCGUCAUUAAUGUCAAAAGCUUGAAAAAUCAUAAGGACUACCCGUUGCGGUACCAGAAACACGUGAACCUCCUGUGUAAAAGCUGCUAGGAGAAAAAGUUUUCUGCAGUACUCCGACCACCACUCUCUGCCUUCGGUGGUACUCUUGUCAGUACCCACGUAGCUCUUGGACGUCGAAGCAUAUCGGUAACGGUCUUUGUCGUGCGACUAUUAAAGCUUGGUUUAAAAUUUGCGAAAACGGCCUUAAGCGGUGCUGCUAGUGCUGGUUUUUGUUCCUUCUGGAAGGGAAGCUCGUACCACGGAAAAUUCUUUCAGAGGCUCGAUCCCGGAUCAAAACGGUGAAACUGGGACAAAAGAGUUCUAGUGUAGGACUGGAAGGAGGUUGAUUUUUAAUAGUUUUAUAUCGAGGAGGGUGAUUGCGGCUCAUCAGAGAUGACCGCGUCCCUCGGAGUAGGUGGCGACAGUGGUGGUGACGCCAACAACCAUAACCACGAUGGAACCAACAACCACAACGAUGUCUAUACAGUUUCGGUAACUGGAGCGUACGACAACAAAGCCUUCAAAGGCGAUACCAACAAUGCAGAACCAAAGAAACCACCUCGGGAGAUCUCCGAUGAGGAGGCCUUCCAACAAGGCAAAUUCAAAAUGUCCACCAAAGAAAAAUGGAGGAUACUCAAAAACGUUUCCGCCAUCUCAUGCGCCUUCAUGAUCCAAUUCACAGCUUUUCAAGGAACGGCAAACCUCCAAAGUAGUAUAAAUGCUAAGGACGGUCUCGGUACUGUUUCACUCAGUGCAAUCUACGCGGCGUUAGUAGUAAGUUGCAUUUUCGUGCCAACAUAUGCCAUUAAAAAACUUACCGUUAAGUGGACCCUAUGUUUUUCGUUGUUAUGUUACGCACCGUACAUCGCCGCUCAGUUUUAUCCCAGGUUCUACACCCUCAUUCCUGCCGGUAUUCUCGUGGGUAUCGGUGCGGCACCUAUGUGGGCUUCAAAGGCCACGUAUCUCACACAAGUCGCUGGAGUUUACGCCAAACUCACAGAUCAAGCUGUAGAUGGUAUUAUUGUCCGAUUCUUUGGAUUCUUCUUCUUGGCUUGGCAAACGGCAGAACUCUGGGGAAAUCUCAUUUCAUCACUUGUUUUGAGCAAUCCUCACGGAGGGGGUGGCAGUCAUAGCGGCAAUACAACCGUAGACUACGACGUAUGCGGCGCAAACUUCUGUGUUAUGACUAUUAACAACAACGAUAACUUAGAAAGGCCGGACGACAAAGAAAUUUAUGAAAUCUCCACGAUAUAUCUAGCUUGCAUAGCAUGUGCCGUCAUACUCAUUGCCUUAGUCGUAGAUCCACUUACGAGGUAUGGUGAAAAACAGGGUCGAAGAGCCAGCCAAGUGGAACUAACAGGUAUCCAACUUCUGUCCGCUACAGCCUACCAACUCAAGAAACCAUAUCAGCAACUCCUCAUCCCCAUCACAGUAUGGAUCGGUAUGGAACAGGCCUUCAUCGGGGCAGACUUCACCCAAGCCUACGUCUCCUGCGCUCUCGGCAUUCCUUCCGUUGGCUACGUCAUGAUAUGCUUUGGCUGCGUUAACGCCGUCUGCAGUCUUCUGUUUGGAUCCAUCAUGAAAUACAUUGGUAGGGCGCCUAUCAUGGGCCUGGGUGUGAUAGUCCACGCUGGUUUGCAAACUUGGAUGUUGCUUUGGAGACCUCACCCCGAUACUCCCUUUAAAUUCUUUGUGGCAGCUGGUUUAUGGGGUGUCGGUGAUGCCGUAUGGCAGACGCAAGUAAACGGUCUUUAUGGUACCCUCUUCCGACGAAACAAAGAGGCAGCUUUCUCCAACUACCGUCUGUGGGAGAGUGUAGGAUUCGUAAUCGCCUACGCCUACUCAACGCACAUUUGCGCCCGCAUGAAGCUCUACGUUCAACUUACUGUACUCCUAAUCGGAUUCCUACUCUAUAUCAUCGUUGAAAUCCACCAUCUUCACAAAAUCCGAAGACAGAAGGAGAAGGAAAGGAAGGCAGCUGAGGCAGCUAAAAACAAAGAAAUCGUUCCUCAAGAACCAGAAGAAACCGAUGACGAGAAAGAUGAUAUCGAUGACGAAAUUAUUGUCACACAUUUAUAAAUUAGGCAUUCCCGUUUGUUAAAAAUGGAUAAGCCUGUAGUACUACAAGGGACCAGUAUGGAUAUUAUUGCCUCAUUUUUUAUAUAUGCGAAACAAGAAGAAACUAGCAAUCAAUAUCUAGUCGGAAAAUGGAGCAGUGUAAUACUGAAAUGGAUACUAUGUCUGGAUUGCUUAGUUUGAAAUUAUUGUUAGCUCGAUCAAAUUGUUCUUUUUGUCAAUUGGUAUGUUUUAAUUCGUAAAAGAUGAAGCAAUUGAAACUGUUGCAUAUUGAAAUGAAAAUUAUUAUUUUGUACCCAAUAAAAAACCAGUUUCUUAAUAAUGUAUACGUUGAUCAUAAAACUCAUCUUAAAUUAGAAAAAAAAAUUUAUAGAUUUUCUCAUGAACAAAAAAAUAUAUUUCACUGAUCUACCUGAAUAUUAUUAUUAUUAUUGCAUAAGAGUUCCUAUAAUUUGAAUUGAUUGCAAAUUAUUUCUGUAAUCGUAAUUUAGAUCUUUGUUGAGAGGAUGACAUUGAUAAUAUUUUGAAUGUCAUCCGUGCAACAGAGCGUUAAUAAUAAGUGUAUCCGUAAUAAAAUUUUAACUUUGUCAGUUCUGCAUUUUCUAUAUAAAUUUGCUACUAAUAUUAUUCUAAAUCCUUUAUGAAGGAAAGUUGAAAGGAUUGGCAAGCCAGUUAUGUUAGCUGUCUCUUUGAAAGUUAAAUUUUUUAUCAGUUUUAGCUACAAAUGGGCGAUUUGUGCCAUUCCAAUAUUUUUGUUCGUGAGAAAACACGUUUUACCCUGACUAUUUUGUUUUGCAAAUUAUUUUAACGUUGAAUAGGGUAAAGAGAUUUCUGAAAGUUAUUUUAGGAUCUCCAAAACCAGUAAACUUAUUUUGUUUUUCAAUACUAUUUAUAUAUAUUUUAUUUUUCUGAUAAUUUUAGA
Molecule: messenger RNA, 3036 nt
Organism: Psylliodes chrysocephalus
Lineage: Eukaryota; Metazoa; Arthropoda; Insecta; Coleoptera; Chrysomelidae
Source: the annotation of a GenBank genome assembly